Drosophila pseudoobscura is the source of this 4195-nucleotide messenger RNA. It is a transcript of the gene Agpat1, whose product is annotated as 1-Acylglycerol-3-phosphate O-acyltransferase 1. Bases 558 to 1610 code for a protein of 350 amino acids. Gene Ontology annotation, biological process: phosphatidic acid biosynthetic process. Gene Ontology annotation, molecular function: 1-acylglycerol-3-phosphate O-acyltransferase activity. Gene Ontology annotation, cellular component: endoplasmic reticulum; membrane. The record is from RefSeq and is a predicted model, not a curated record. NCBI's taxonomy places the organism in Eukaryota, Metazoa, Arthropoda, Insecta, Diptera, Drosophilidae. The transcript has 4 exons.
CAAACUUCAAGACGGGUCUUGUAUUUUUAUCGUUUCCAUACGAAUAUCAUCCCUGAUUUGGCCAGUGCAAAAUUUUGCUGAAUGGAUUCUUGAGGUUGUGUUGCUGAGCGCGCGAUAAACAAAUUGAAAAGUCGCCUAAAAGUGUACAACUAAAGUCAAUUGCAUCUCUUCUUGCAUUUGUUGGGUUUAUUUAUACAAAUACUUUUUCCGUUUGUCGUGCGUGAGAAUAACAACGAAACGAAAGCAGCAGCCGUGUGUAAUUACUGGACGCGUGAUCCGCGUUCCCCAUUCGGAGCUCCACCAAGCUGGUAGCAAGUUGCUGCACAAUGAUGCGCUGCGGGAGAGGAGCUGCCUGGCGACACAUAGAUAAUUGAAAUAUUCCGCCACAGGACCAGGGUGUCCUAACUGCUGAGCGAUAGAAGAGCGAUAGAUUCCACCUGAACAAAAGACUGCAAUCUGCCUUAACCGGAGAAGGAGAAGCGGUGGAUGAGGAGCCCAGAUCCGGAAAACAGAAUCUGAAUCCGGCACGAUCCGGCAACGGUGGCGAUCCAUACGCCAUGAGUUCAUUCAUCGAGCUGCUGGGACUGUUUAUGCUGCUGAUGUUGCCCUUUCUGUACGAGACGAAUCACAUUUUUCGCUAUUAUUUCAAAUUCCUCAUCUACUACGGCAUCGUGUCGUUCAACGCGAUCGUACUCAUACCGGCCUUCCUCACACGCCCCUGCGAUGUGCGCAAUCUGCUAUGGGCCAGCACCUGGUGUCAUCGCGUGACAACGUUGAUUGGGUUGCGCUGGGAGCUGCGUGGCAAGGAGCAUCUGGCCAAGGACCAGGCCUGCAUCAUUGUGGCCAACCAUCAGAGCUCGUUGGAUGUGCUGGGAAUGUUUAACAUCUGGCAUGUGAUGAACAAGUGCACGGUGGUGGCCAAGAGGGAGCUGUUCUACGUGUGGCCGUUCGGGCUGGCCGCCUGGCUGGCCGGCCUCAUAUUCAUCGAUCGCGUGCGGGGCGAGAAGGCGCGCGAGAUCCUGAACGAUGUGAAUCGACGCAUUAAGAAGCAGCGCAUCAAGUUGUGGGUAUUCCCGGAGGGCACGCGUCGCAACACCGGCGAACUGCAUCCGUUCAAGAAGGGCGCCUUCCACAUGGCCAUCGAUCAGCAGAUACCGAUACUGCCCGUGGUCUUUAGCUCCUAUUGCACAUUCCUCAACGACAAGAAGAAGAUACUCAACGCUGGACGGAUAGUGAUCACCACACUGCCGCCGGUCAGCACCGAGGGCCUGACCAAGGACGACAUCGAUCCGCUCAUGGAGCGUGUGCGCGCCCAGAUGAUUGAAACUUUCAAGCUAACCUCUGCGGAGGCCCUGGAGCUGCGCUACAAUCCGCUCAAGUCCUCACCGCUAGCUCCAUCGUCAUCAGCAUCGUCAGCGUCGGAAGGCGUCCUGCCGCCAGGGGCAGAAGUAGAGGCAGCGGCUGUGGCUGCUGCCGCCUCUGUCGCUGUGGCCAGCAGCGGUUCGAGUUAUGCGCCGCUUCAUGUGGGAGCCGCAGCAGCAUCGGCCACCUACGAGACGUACAAGAGCGGCGCCACAGCCGCCAAGGCAACCAUGCUAAAAACGCUCUAGACUUAGAGGUAGAUGCUGUGCAAACGAAGCUACUCAACCCGAUAGCCGAUAGGAGAUAUCCAGCUUUUAAUCUUAUCUCACACUUGACACACACACACACACACACACACACUUCAUAAAUGCAUCCAAGUAGAUGAUUAUCCAAGGCUUAUCCAGGCACCAGUAUUAGGAGUAUUAUUAGGAGCAGCAAUAACCAAAUUGCGAUUCAAUCUUCGACUGUCAGACAUAAUAUUCUACUUCGAAACCAAAAACAAAACCAAACACCAAAUUCAACACUAUGCAACAUGACUUCAAGACACAGUUUCAAGACCUACUUCCACAUAGGCAACAAGCAAGCAACAAUCCAAUCACACAAGUCUUGCUUCUAAUGAGCACCGUAGGAUUUUCUACUAUAAAAACCCCAAUCAAAAAUCGCUUCAAUGGUAUACGUUAAUAGGAAACCCAGAUAGAACGAGAUGAUAUAUUUUAGUACAUUACUCAAUCCUUAAAUAUAAAAUUGGAUUUGAUUUCAAUUUAAAAUGGCGUGAGCUAUCCAGACCAUCGCAUUAUUCUAUUCAAUGCGAAAAAAAUUAAGCCAAAGUAAAUGACCAAAAGCAAAUCGUAAAAAGUUGCAAAUUGACUGUCAAAUCGCAAAAGUGCGUGCUUCGGUUUUAGCAAAUCGUAAGAUUCCUACGAUUCAAAAUCGGUUGCUUGUGAUUUCAAAAAAGAAGUGAAGAAAAUUAUUUUCGUAUAUUUUUAUAUGCAGUUAAUGUAUUUAUUUCUAAUCAGACCUCAAUUUUUACUUCAAGCAAGUAAACCAAACAAUAAGAAAUUGCGAGUUGCCGUUCACAGUCAAAAUAUCGAUUUUGGAUAUCCUCUGUUUCUUAAUUCAAGAAUUUUUCGGCUUGGUACUGAAAUACUUUAAUUUUCCAAAGAAAAGUACCUUUUUUUUAAACAGUUUUAGCCGAGUUGCACAAAAGCCUGACUGUAUAUUUUGUGAUUCUGUUUCUGUUAGUAAUUGUCUGCGUGCAUGGUUGUAAUAAAUUAGGCGGCACUAUCUUCAAAAAUGUUCAACAAAGACAAACAAAACUCGUUUGGCCACAGUCCUGUUCCCGUUUCUGAGUGAUUGAAACCCAUCUCAUAUGCCAAGUACUUUUAGUUGAAAUUUCAACAUAUUUAGAUGAUUCCUUCCAGAGUUCGCCCAUAGCAAUCCCUUAAAUAUACUCGACCUAGCUCCGAAGGGUGUAAAUUCGACACAUAUAAUAGAAUUAAACUGUAUUGUAUUCACGAAUAUUGUAAUUUUAAAGAUUUUAAUGUUAGCUAUAAAACUUGUAUUUAAAAAUGGACUCUAUAUGGGUUCCUUCUGUGCAAAAUAUCCUCAUAAAAACAGGUGAUUCAGAAACACCAAUUCAAAAGGGUUUUAGAAUUGCUAAACCCUUGAAAUGUAGUCGGAAAUUGGAACAGGAAUAUUUAUACCUUUUUACUCUAAUGCAGAACAAGUGUAAUGGAUUCUUUUUGUUGCUUCUUUCCGAAAUUCGGAUUAUUAGACACCAAAAUUAGUUUUAUCCCAGAAAUUGUGUGGUUUUAAAUAUAAAAACCGGAUCAAGCUUGAUUAAAUUGUCUUGAAAUCGAAAAGGCAAUCGUAAUUAAACCGAACUUAAAUAAUUGUAUAUGGCCAUCCUAGUGAAUUCUGGACAAUUCUGCAAUUUUGAUCUUGUGUUGCAUGGUGUAACUAUUAGAUAAUUAAAGCUAUAGUAUACAUUUAUAACUUUUUUUUGUAUUAUUAUACUGAUAAAAAGCAAAGACCAUGACUAAAAAGAACCUAUGAUAGACACAUGCAAGAAAUUAAAGCCUUUUGUACCUUGAAUUUCAAUAUCUUAGGAACAGAUGGUUUGCAAGCAGAGUGCAUUGGCAGGCAUCGCAUCUAUACGUCAACAUCAUUCCAAUGACGAUAUGAUUGUUAAUACCUUUUGGUGAAGUUUAUUAGGCAAACCAAAUCGGGUCAUGGGUUUUUUCAUGGGUUGUCAUUGGAGUGAUGUGAUGCUGUAAUCCUGACCAUUUUGACAUCUCAAUAUUCUUCAAAAUAACACUAGUGAAUACAUAUAUAUGUAAAUAUAUGCUGCUGCUGUGCAUUUCUCUAGCAAAUCAUUAAAUUUCCUAUUUACUAAACUAAUCAAUUUUGAAACUCGAGGUUCAGAAACGGGUCAUAUUUUUUAAGCCGAGAAAUUAUUGCUUUUAAGAAUCAAUCGAUAAGUUAUCGUUCUUGUAUCGUCAAUCCAUUUUAAUUCAAGGUUGUCUUUUAUUUUGGAAAAUUAUCAAAGCGCUCAUCGAAGUGAAAUCCACUCCGAUUGGAUCAAGUCAAGUUCGUUUAUUUUAUCUACUUAAGGAAUUCAAGGGAUCCAAUCUAACGACUUUCUAUGUACUCUAUGCAACUGUAUUGUGAACUGUAUGUCUGUCUGGUGAAGUGUUGAUGAACCCUUUGAAAACUUUGUAAAUAGACGGGAGAACUGGGGCGAUUCGGCUCACUUUGAAGGCGGUUAAACAAAAGGAAAAUCUGAAGACCGAAACGGAAUUUAACACAAAUACCAUAAAUCAUUUUUUUCAAA